AUGGAUAACGAAGAUGAUGUCGGUGAGAUAUCUGUUCAUCACACCAAUGAAUCAUCAGGCCUUGUCAUUUCACGUAUUGAACGGCUUCUGGAGGAUAUCACGGAUCAGCUGGCGGCUUCUGAGGAACUGUGCAUCAGAGUAAUUUCUCGCAAAUCAAAGAGCAGCGUAAAACGAGACGACCUAGCGGUGCCUGUGAGAUUCCCUGGAAGAAGUAUUCAUGAAACGAAAAAGUUUGCACGCAUUGUGCUCCUCUUACAGCUUGCACAUAGCGCCCUGGUUUCCGGUACAAUCUAUACCAAACGACAUGUAUUCUACCAGCAUCAAGAGCUAUUCCAGCGUCAAAGUAUCGUCGACGAGCUAGUCGAUGAUGUCGCCGCCACCCUGCACGUUGAUCGGCAUGACCUAAAUAUCGUCGCCUCUGCCAAGGGCAUUUUCUGCGGCCCGUUGAUAAUAUAUUGUCGCGAUGGCUCGAGCCUCGACGGACGCCAAGGUGAUCUUGGAACGCCUGUUCCGAUGACACGUUCAAUCUCGAAAAUUGACACGCAAUCAGUCAGAUGGCUUUUGGUAGUAGAGAAGGAUGCCAUCUUCCGAUCGCUGGUCUCAACGCGUUUCUGGGAAAAUAGCCUGGCGGGCCCAGGAAUAAUCCUGACAGCAAAGGGCUUUCCUGAUCUUAUGACACGCGCCUUUCUGGUCUUCUUUCAAUCCCAAUACCCGAAUAUACCCAUGUUUGCACUGACGGAUUUUGAUCCAUACGGGAUUCAUAUCUUUGGAUGCUACGCAAUCGGAUCUAAAUCUUUGGAAUUUGAUUCAAGUGCGCAAUAUUUAAGAAUUCAACUUCUCGGUAUUAAGUCCAAACAUCUCUUGCGACUGGUGCAAGUCGGCGCGCAAAACAACACGAGCACUGACUCUACUAUGGAUCAAGUAGAGGUUGGGAGAAUGCAAUUCGGUGAGCCAAUCAGUCAGUUAACACUAAAGGAUAGAUUGGCGGCAACGUCUAUUCUCAGGAAAUUUUGCCAGAGCGAGUCCGACAGUGACGAGUCAGACGAAGCCAAGAGAAACUUACAGCUCAUGAUCAUGUUGGGACUCAAGGCAGAAAUUCAAUGGCUUGAUGACUCCGGCAAUAUAUCCACAUGGCUGGAAACAGAGUUAAAUUCAAACCUGACCGAAAUUUAA
[Torrubiella] hemipterigena is the source of this 1173-nucleotide messenger RNA. Lineage: Eukaryota; Fungi; Ascomycota; Sordariomycetes; Hypocreales; Clavicipitaceae. The record is from the annotation of a GenBank genome assembly.